Spirometra erinaceieuropaei is the source of this 7503-nucleotide messenger RNA. Lineage: Eukaryota; Metazoa; Platyhelminthes; Cestoda; Diphyllobothriidea; Diphyllobothriidae. The record is from the annotation of a GenBank genome assembly.
AUGUCGCCCUCGGCCGAGUCUGUUGAUCUCCCCAGCCGCUCUCCUGUCAGCCGUGACUGGACGGAAAGUAACGCGGAGAGGUAUUGUUUUGAAAGAAUUUGGCAUGCGGUCGGCUCAGAGUGAGAUGAGGAUCAUUUUCCCCUAAGAGGCAUGCAUGUGGACUGGAGCACCUGCCUUUCGUGAAAGCUUGGCGGCCGCAUGGCUUCAGUCAUUCUUUUUCGAGUGUGGACACGACAGGCCGGGACGAGUUCUCACGAAUCUACGGCAUAAUUUCUGAGGAGAUCAAAAAGAUGGAAUUUGAAAACUGGAUUAUCUCAUAGAAAGAACACUAGGAGCAAUGGGGGCCGCGCUGAGGAGCGUAACCCCUUGCGACUGAGUCAUGCAGCGACAGAAUAUCAGAGAAACACGUGUCUAGGCUUUUAACUGGUACCUGUGCUGCCAGUAUGGUGUCGUGCAACGUGUGUAAAAUUGCUUUAAUCGUGGCUUUAUGCAUACCAGAUUCAAGAUUGUCUGUUGCCGCAGGCCUAUCAUAGACACAUUUACGGAAAUGGGUUUAAGUAGAUAACUUUGCCGACCAGACGGAUGCUGUGAUUUUGGUCUUGCGAAUUUUCCUUAUGUACUGUUUUAAUGCGAGGUCAAUGGAAUUCACAAACAUGCGAACAGAUUCCAUUCCUAAGGCACUGGUUCAUAAAAGUACCUGCUUCAAAGCUAGAGAUAGGAUCUAUGCCCCCUUGGUAGCAUACAAUGAAAUCCCAUUAUGUGUGUUGUUUCAAACUUCUCCAUUUGAAUCCCCAGGGAGAGUGAAGCAGCUAUACAGAAAUUUUAUAAUCGUUUGCAUCAUGCCAUAUAGAUCAAUAAUUUCGUAACUUCCCCCUGCUGCCUGGUCCAGGCUUCGUUGUUUUGCUGAACCACCACAUUUAUAUGUGUACUUCAAAUUUCGCUUUGUUCUGGCGAUUUAGUAUCAUUAUUCGCUCAACGUGCAUUAGUGGUUUAGGAAUGUAGAUCGUCACCGGUUCCGUCGAAUGACGACAGCAUGAUAAACUUGAGUGCGAAAGUUAGCUUGCAGAUCCCCUUUAAAAACACGGGUCAAUCAGUAUACUUUCAUGGCCUUCUAACAGUAUGGAGAAUGGAAUUAUAAAAAAUAGAUAAUAAAAACACUGCAAACUCGACGAUAUAUUGGAGAAAGCACAUUAUGAUAGAUGCUGAUCAUCUAAUUCGCAUCAUCAGUUUGACAGUAGUUUGAAAUCCUCCAUGUUCAUUCUCUCAAUCUUCUAUAACAACUUAAGACCACACCAAAGGAACACAUACUUAUAGGUAAAAGAAUACCACCUUGUCCCGGAGAAGGACCUCAUGUAGAAAUCUUUAAUCGAGUCGUUAUGCUUGCGCGGACAACAUACGCCUUUGAGAUGUAUCCAUGGAAAAACAGGCGAUCAUGCUUACGGACUCUCCUCCAAUGUAGGUCAUAAGAGAUGCCGACAGGAAUCAUCGCUUCGACAGCAGGGACUCUGAUGAAAAGAUCCGACUGGUUAUUGAUGCCAGGGUUCCUUUUGAAAUAGAACUCUGACCUCCGCGGUUAACGCUGUGAAAACAUUCAAAGACAUGGAAUGUAUGACUAGAACUGUUCGAAACCUCGGGCACGUUUCAGCUGAUAGCAACACGAGGGCGUGGGACUAUGUUAGAAUCAAUGGUCUAGAAAGCUCCUAGUUGCAGCGGCAUGAAAUUCCUAAGUUUCGACGGAAGCAUCAUUGCUAAACACGAUGCGUGAUUCGAAGGAAUGCUUUGACCGAAAUCAAAAAUCCUCAGGCUGUGCCACGACAGGGAUUGGCCAUUUUGAGCAUACCUCAAAACCCCAAUGUGCCUGGCACUGUACGCAUUGUCUGGUUUGGGGAUUUAUGGUACUAUAAUAAAACUUAAGAGUAGAAAUUAACCGGCAGCUAUCGUCUCCUUAGGGAGGUCCACAACCGCUCUGUGAUAAAUCUCCUGGAGUGGUGUUCACUGAUGGAACCUUCAUGGUUAUAGGACGGUCUACAUGGGUUGUUUUGCCCCGAAGUCCCAGCACGGAGCCCUCGCGCACAUUUUCUACGAAUUAUAUUUCAGUUCAUAGGUGCAUCGGAAAUCAACGGAAGCGAAUCAUGCGGCUUAGGUAGUCACUUUUGUCGAGUGCUGAUUUUGCAGGCGGCCGGAAAGAGGAGCAUUUAACGACCGGCAUCCUAGUGUGACUGAAACAUCUUUAGGACUAUCCUGCAGGAUAAGCAAUUUUACAACACCACAUAAGUACUUCGUCCUAGUCGAAAACACAUUUCAGAAUUUCCGUUAAUCUUUCAUGAGAUAGAUCACUUACCAUAUGUUGGCCCACUAAAAGUCGACAACGCAAAGUAGUCUAGUUUGAUCGUUGGUUGGUGCUCAUUUGUGUACUGCCUCCUUGUCCUCUGUCAACCAGCCUUCAUUAUCCUCUAUUUUUCCCAUUCGAUACUGUUUUAUUGGUUGCGAUUCAAAGUCCACAUUUUUCUUCAAAAGUCUGCAUUAAAAUAUCAUGAGACCCAUUUACGGUAAAACUUAUCAUUCCACGAGGUCUCCUAAAAAAAUCUGUUUUCGUCCUUGGUAUAUUUUGAACUUAAAAUGAGAACAACAACAAGCGUUCACCGUCUUUAAACGUUACAAGAAACCGGAUUUUUAUGAGCUUUUAUUAAUAGGUCGUUUGUCGUCAAGGUAGUAAGAAUGUAUUCGAAACACCAGGAGGUUUCGGUUUCCAUUUUACUUGCUAGCAGUGCUGAAGAUGUGGCGCAACCAGUAACCAUCGGUUAGUGCGCUCUUCCAAAACAUUUAUGUUUAAUAGGACAGUGGUCAGACUGACUUUCUAAGGUGAAUUUACUGAAGUUGUACGUCCCUGCAUUCUUUUGUCCCAAAACAGUGGAACUACUGCGUAUAUUUCCACCCCUUUAGUCGGAUCAUUCAGUUUUUUCUUAAGUUACCCACCAAGCUCACACUCUUUCCCCAUACAACCAGCUGUAUGUUUGUGUAUCAUACAUACUGAUAAUUUUCGCAGGCAGAAAACAUGUUGGCCGUGGUUCAGUAACGUGGGCGUUUUAUCUAUACGAAUUACCAGUCUUCAUCCGCGGAGAGUCCUAAAAUACAUAAAGGCUACAUUAUUUGUCGUUUAAGGCGGUCAUUCGUCUGCAUCUCUGUUUAGGCAUUAAUUUGUUUUCCGCUGACCACCUUUUUGCACUGAUGACGCAUGCGAGAAGCCUCAUGGCCUGAAAGCCUAGCACUCAUUUUUCAUUUCAGAACAGUCUUUUUAUCUAGACGUAGCACUGAUAAAGACAAGAGGGACUGAAAUAACUCCUUUGGGUCUAGUAGCCGUUACCAGCCAGUCAUACCCCCAAUCCCAGGCGGGGAUGACUCCAGGUCCGAAUCGGGAUAAAGGCUCCACCUGUCUGGCCAUAGACUCGCCCUGACCACUGUAUUUGGAAGUACUUUAAAGUCGCAUGGAAAUGGCGCUCACCUAUCCAUACUGACUGGACAUUACCAAUUUGCUUCCUAACUCCGGCUCUGCGAUGAGGAAAUAAAGGCGGCAGCUCCUCCACCUUAACACGUUUUUUUUCUGAAUCAGAGCAUUUUGCUUCUUUAGGCCAUAUAGACAGAGCCCGCCCCAAUAGGUAGUCAGUUCUAUAUGUGGAAGCUGGAACUUCUGAAACCAACUUAAAAUGAGUUGGAAAAUAAAAAACCGAAUACGGGUGCACCUCGAUCCCACAAUCAGGAUUUGCAUUGAGACUUAACAUGCCGUCAUAAAUAGUAGCGUCGAGUUACUGCGAAGACCGCGACAUCUUCAGGUCAGUUAUUGACUUUGUAAUUCUAUCCGCGCAACCGAUACGAGUAAGGAGUUGACUACUGUUAUUUAGAACACGAGAGAUCACUGUCAACCAGCUGUUUCACCCCGAAGCUCACGCUACGACACCUCAAGUAAAAAGACAGCGGUCGAGUGGGACAGGCUAAGCGUAGUGAGCACAUCUGGUUCAGAAGAGGCUGGGUGGAUUUGACCAGCAAACUCUCGGGGUAAAAAUUGGGUAAGGGCGUGACGAGAAUUUUCUCGAGUCAGAAGGAGAGUAAGAAACAGCCCUGCUAGCACAUGGCCCGUCCUGAGGGCGGGGUCAAACGGUGAUGGAUAGGGCCAUGUCCCAAUCCGAGAGAUUAUUCGCCCUUUUUUUACAAUAUAAUCGACUAGUGGAACUAUAAGUUUCUACGGUAAAUUUAGCACGAGUACGGGCCUCGUUUAGGUCAAGUCGCAGGAGCAAGUCUACAAGUAACCUAUUUUCCCUAAUUUAUUUUGGGUGGCGGAGUGGAUAAGGCCGCCACACAACGCCUCAAAGUUUUUGGGAAAAGCCAUCAUGACUGGAAACCUCACCUCCGUUUAGGAACUUUCCGGCAGAAUAUCCAGACAGCUGAUGGGCAGAGAAAAGCGGAAAACCGGUGACAAAUAAAUUAAUGCCGUGAAAAAAACAUGCAAUUUAUAUAUGCUCGAUGCAGAGUUCUAACUAGCGUGGGUAAGGAUCACUUAGGUGGUUGCGCCACCACCGACAGGACACGAGGAUAGGAACGCCCUCCCCGUAACACGGGUGACCUUGAGCCAAAUUCCAGGGCAUUUACCCAUACAGAAAGCGCGACCCUAACCUUAACCCAACCCUACCCUUAACCCUGAUUUCCUUGAAGUUUAGCGCAAAGUCAUUAUUUUUGGAGAAGGGGUCCUAUUACCGUGUCCGGUCGGGGAGGGGGGGUAUAUAAGCAAACAUUUCCCUGGCAUGUAUGUAUCUCAAGCAUUGCUAUUUCAUCUGCAAAACAUCAUGCUAAGCAAGUUUUUUUAGCUUCGGACGCUGCUGCGGAUGGUUUUAGAGAUGGUUACGAAACUCGCGUCCAAGUUAGAACUUUAGCAAUACUCGAUGAGCAUGUGAUAAGAGUUGCCUCGGAUUGCGUAUGGAAGUUUUAGUCGUACAGAUUUGCGUCUGAGCCUUCAACAUAACCGAUAUCAUUCUGGACGUACCAUGAAGCAACACCACUGCCCGUUGGAAGCACGCCUCACUUGCUGACGAGUAACUUACCGAAUGACAUUUGCGAUCCUAACCUCAACUUCAUCCAAAGAACUUAGCUUCCUUUGGUUAACAAGAGUUUUCUCUGAUCCCACACGUUGUUGCUCUGUGGUGACAGGUAAGAUGAGUGGUGGCAGAGGGAUCGGUCCAUCUCCACCGGUCCGCACGCUUUAAAGGCGUCGCUAAAAAGUUCAGAAUGAGAUAAUUAGACCCUUGGAUUCACGUUAGUAUGUUCAUCCAGUUUCGCUCUUUAAAUUGAACACACCGCCACUUGAGAAUUGUUUCACUCACCAUUUGCGUGCCGCACGGACUCCAUUGAAGUGUUUCGUGUAAUUCGGUCACAGCCCCUGGUCUCCCAGACCAUAGUUCGUACUCCAGCAUCCAGAAUGUAUAUUUUUUUAUCCUUGUGGAUUUCGUGGGUAGUGCGCUUUUCUUGCAAUAGGCUGUUGUGGACUUAACCUCUACAGUUUAUGACUUUUAUUCUUUUGCCGGCACUUACAGUAACUUAAGAGACUUCAAAUCAAAAUUUACUGACCGAGUUUGUCUUGCCUCUAACGGUUCAGGUGUAUCUCGCGUAGGUUGAUAGUUCGACCACUGUGCCCGACGAUGUCCUCUGUGUACUCCAUUGCAAGGUGAAGCAGACACGGUGACUUGCGCGUGAGUUAGUUUAUAAUAAGUGUAGACUUGCGCAGAAUCUACCGCACUCUCUCCUCCCCACUUGGGCCGGUGUCAAGACAUGGUCAAGAAGACCGGAGGUGAGAGGGGGGGCGCAGGUGGCUGGCACGGCCGGGCCCGUGCCUCGGCGUAGCACCACACCCCCUGGUCCACAACAAACACUCGAUCAGGAUUUUCAACAAUAGCCGCACAACGGGUCAAAAAGACGAGGAUAGCUGGGUAGCCAUGUUCAAGACCUGUAUGUUUAGCAGGACUGCAGGUGCAUUUACUGGCAAAGAACCAGCUGUCAAAGAACUGCUAGGGCACACCAGGCUGCGAGGGCCACGGUUUAAUGAGUAAUGACACAGCAGACGCUCACAAAUUCUAAGGGUUACAAAGAUUACUACGGUCGGGGUUUCAUGCCAAGCUCUUUGAUGCGUUUGGCGAGCUUUUCCUACUGGUGGGUUUGAGGUCCCGGCAAACUCAUUAGUUGACCGAAUGAGCGCUUCUAUAUCGUAUCCUAGGUACUCAACUGUCAUAGGUGGCUCCAUGAAACCAAGUCCUGCACAGCGACUACAUCACACCAGUCAUCCCUGACUAGGGACAGACUGACUUUGCUUGUCCUGGGAACCUGGAUUACUCAUUAAAUAGCCAACCGAUCGGAAGGGGGGGAUAGUCCUGGUUGCCUGCAAACUGGCUCGACGUCACAUCUCUCAGCGAGGCCGGUUUCUCCGAACAAGAACAACCGAAGGAAAUGGACUUCUUACAAUUUGCAGGACAUCAACGAUCGUCCCAUGACGACGAGGUCCUGACUCCGCAGGGAGCACUUUGCCACAACCAGCAGUAUGAACACCUCCCAGACGAAAGGCCUCAAUUGCGUGAAGGGCAAGUUCUACGAAGACCUGAACGCAUUCCUCACGUCUGCGCCGAAGGCGGAGUAACUGAUUAUCCACGGUGACUUCAGGUGCCUACGCAGGCAAAGAUCGAGCUAUCUAGAAGUGAGCGCCAGGCGAGCGUGGAGUGGCCAUCUACAAAGACGACUUGUUCCCUCUGCUACAGGCACGUACAGAACACAGUCUUCUCAUCAUCAACACCGUAUUCUGCCUUCCGAACGGGGAUGACAACGCGGGCACAUUCUCGCUCACGUAACCGGUACCCGUUAGACUAUGUGCUCGUUAUGAAACGAAAUUAGUGCGGUCUACUGGUCAGAACGGCAAGGUUUGACGCGGAAUGCUUAACAGGGUUGCCGCCUUCUCGUCUCGAAGACGAGACUGCAAUUCCCCCCCCCCCGCCGAUGGCCUCACCGUAAAUGGGCAUCAAGGAAAUUAAGUACUUAAAUGUUGGAUAGGGAGGAGCAGAAACUGGAAGUUAGAAGUAAAAUAAAGAUCAGUCUGAAGCAAAUGCAAGAUCCCGGAACAGAAUUAUUUUGGGAGAGAAUGGUAAAAGCAGCGAGACAUCACCCACAUCCCCGCCUGGAAGUUUUGGGGUUCGCAGGUUGGCAAAACCAAAGCCCGCUUGACAACGAAGGAAAAGUCUGGCGCCUCCUCCCCGAGGAAAGUAUGUCACACAAGACACGAGCACCACCACCACCAUCCCUACCACUGUUACCACUACUACUAAUUACCAUUACUACAACUACUGCUACUACUACUACUACUACUACUACUACUACUACUACUACUACUACUACCACUACUACUACUACUACUACUACUACUACUACUACUACUACUACUACUACUACUACUACUACUACUACCACUACUAA